This is a messenger RNA of Blepharisma stoltei, 249 nucleotides long. The record is from the annotation of a GenBank genome assembly. NCBI's taxonomy places the organism in Eukaryota, Ciliophora, Heterotrichea, Heterotrichida, Blepharismidae.
AUGUCGAACUUGACAAUAAGAGUAGAAGAUAUGAACGGCCAGCAGCGCACAAUACAAGUAAACAGCUCGUGGACUUAUGCUCAGCUUCACAACCAAUUUGCGCAAAUGUUUGGAGGUGGUGAAUUAAGUGUGAUUUUUGGGAAUAAGUAUUUGAGUGUAGUCACUCAAGGAACUGCUACUUUGGAACAAUUAAGAUUUACUAAUAACUGCGUUAUUCGUGUGCUACAGCAGAUGAAGGGAGGGUUUUAA